AGAGAAUGGCAUGGCAUCCAGCCAAUCACCCGCAGGCACAGGAAAAGGAGGAGGAGAAUGAUGACCACACUUCCUGGGCCACGCUAUUUGAAAGUCCCACCCCUCUGGAGGAGGCCGAAGAUCACCCAAGACGGUGGCAGCGGUCUGCCUCUGACCCAGCAUCCCAGCGCUCGCAGAGGAAGGGAAGGAAAGGGAAGAAGGAGAAGGGCCAAAGGGGUAAAAACAGGGAAAAAGAGACUUCCGACUGCCGCAUGGAGAGGAGGGAGAUGAAGGUGCGCGACCUGGGCUUCGGCUACGACUCGGACGAGAUCGUGGUCUUCAAGUACUGCGUGGGCACGUGCUUCAGCGCGCGCAAGAACUACGACCUGGUCCUCAAGACCUUGAUGGCCAACGGCAGCAUACCGAGCCACAUGGUGAGCUCCCACCCGUGCUGUCGGCCCACUCAGUACGAGACCGUGUCCUUCAUGGACAGGCAGACCUCCUGGAAGACCAUCAAGCGCCUGUCCGCUGCCAACUGCAGUUGUGUGGGAUGAGAGGGAGAGGGAGAGCCAGGCUGCCGCACGAGCGGCUAAAUCGGAAGCUAUCGGAAGAAGCUCCAGAAACAAGAGGAAACUGGAGAACGGGAGGUCUGAGGUGACUGGACAGGUGGCGUGGAACGCGGUGCGGACGUUAAGGGAGGUCCACGGUCUCAUUGGCGUGGUGGGGUGCGUCGCGAGAGUCCCCGAUUCUCCAAAAGUGUGAGCAUCACACUGAGGCUGAGUGGCGAUGUCUUGCAAAGCCAUGUGGACAUAAAGGAAACAACGCUGCUAGCCAUAAUGACACCCAAAGGCUUUCUGUUCGACCAUAGGCCCAGGCCUUCACGCGUCAUAAGGUCCUCAGCCUGAAAGGGAAGUUAACACAGAGUAACUGGCUGUGUGAACACAGAGUUCUGGUAUAGGACAUAAGUCAUCACUUUGUUUGUUUGUUUUUGACGGUCUUCAUGUGCCUUUAGCAUCACAUAGAGCUACAAAAUGAUUCUCUUGUUCCUGACAUGUCCGCUGCCAUUAAGUUAAACAAGGAGAGGAAAACCGCGGGCAUGCAGACAUUGAGUUUGAAGACCAACAACUUUUACAUUUGAAACAUUAAAAUGAAGCAAAGUUGGGGUAAUUGCAUUGAUCAGACCAAGGAUGAUUUGGUGUGGUGCAUGUGUAUAUUUCCUUCAAUGGCAGCUUGGUCACUAACAGGUCACUAGAGACCAUGACACAAAGAAGCCAAGAGUUAGUCUGCCUUUCCUGUAGACAUGUCGGAGAUUAAUCUCAACCGACCCUCCCCCAACCCAGCUUCACCGCCCCAACAUCGUAGUCCAGGGAAGCAAGGACAUUGGAAUUGAUGCAGACCUCCUGAAGUUUGCAACUUCUUUGAACUAACUCAUGUCUCUUUGUAUUUGUUUAUAUAGUUUCUUCCUACUUACUUUUAUCAUAGCAUGUCAAUGAAAUGACCAGUCACUUUGGCAUAAUCGGAAGAUUUAGCCCUAUCAAUACAGUGACAGACAGAAACACUAAGUGGCACAUGUGUAUGGCCUAAGCUAACUGUCACUAGUUAUCUUAAUCGGUCAAGGGGACUAUCAUUUCGGGCCACAUAAUGCCAAGCACACAGAGACUGCAAUUACUGUGAUUUUCUCCAUUCAAACUUCAAUGAAAACUUUCACCAUUUAGAACAUUUACUCCCAUUGUGCUUUGAUCUGAUUCCUUUUGUGCAGCAAUCUCAUGAGCAUGAGAGCAGUUUACAUCAAAAGGCUAACUUGUGUUUCAAGUCACCCCGGAAAAGGGUUAUGCAGGGUUUAUUUGCUUUCAAGUGAUGAAUUCUGCGAGACACUUUGCAUUAUUUGACACAACUAGUUUACAUGUCCGUAAACGAUCUUGUUGACAGCCUUUCAACACGUGAUGUAUUAGAGGUUCUCUGUGGGGGAACAGUUUGUCAGUAAUGAUCUUGAAUCUCUUUCUCUGAAGGUUUAUUUGAAGUGAGGAACAAGUGGGUGACAGAGGGGUUUUAGAAAGGCCACUGGACGUCUUGUAAACCACAAGGAAAUGUACCGGCUCUGGGGCUGCAUAUCUUUGCAGAGAUUAUAAUAUCUCUUCCAUGUUCAAGGCCUCAUCUCUAUUUUAAGCAUGUGUGUGCUUGAGCUGGUGUUCAAUUUAACAUGAAUGGCCCAUAAUACUCCAAAUAGCAGUACCACUUGACUACAGUCAUGUUGCAUGACAAUAAGUGGGGGGCAAACAUGCAAGGUCAAAUUGUUACCCCUCUCUGGAGUUUAACUGGCUACUCGGUAACCUUUUGACCUUGAACAUAACCCUGUUCCCCCUGUUGCUGUUAGCAUCUUUCAAAAAAUAGCUAGGCAAAUCUGUGACUGUUGCUGUUUCCAUGAACUUUCACUUAAUAUUCACAAUGUCUUUUUUAUUGGUUAAUCCUGUGUAUGUUUGUCUGUGUAUAUUCAGUUUAUUUCUCAGGACGCUUUACUGUAACUCAUUGUUGACCAUAAUAUCACUUAGAUACAUAUUGACCUCAUAUUUUUUAUGUAUUAGGAGAUCGGGUGGAGAUUUCCCUUUCAUUGAAGAGUACAAAAAAAAGACUAUCCAUUUUGUGAACGAUUUCAUUGAAACAUAUGGAAACCAAUGUCUAUUCAUUCUUUAGGAGCUGUGCCUUACUCCAAGGCUUAGAGGCUAGGCUGUGUUUGUUCUGGUUGAGUGUAUACACUUGUUUACUGUGAGGCUCCUUUUCGUAUAUACACGGGAGGAGGCUCGCAUAGGUCUGCUGCAUUAGGAGUAUCCAGUCUUCAGCCCUGAGGGUGGUUCAUGUUUUAUUUUUUUCUCUCAUGUAAAUAAGUCUGUCAUUCUUGAUAAGAUACAUUAGCUCCCCCAUUAGAUGCUAUGCAUCUCUUCGCCUUAUUAUGCAGCCGGGGGAAGUAUUUAUUGCUGUUAAGUUAUUUAUUUAUUAUGGUUUUUGUAUUGGACUUGUUCUUACAAACAUCAGAUGUCUAUUAUUUAUGAAGUGGCCAUGUAAGAUUUGUUAUUCUUUUUUUUUAAUGGAGCAAGAUCCUUAUAAAGCAACACUUCCGAAACAUUCACAGAGGGACAAUGAUUCAUUCAACUUCACAUCCAUCAACAGCAUUCACAAACAGCACACCUGGGUCUACUUUAUACACCAUCCAAAGUCUCUUUCCUGUUCUCACCGGGCUCUUAAUAGGCAGUUAACAUGGUGCAAAUAUCACUAGCUAGGUCUCUUCCAACUCUGCCACUCUCCCACAGUGCCAAAGCACGAAGCCAAGAGUGGAGAAACUGUGCCUGACAUCCCUGUCAUCGGGGACCAAACACCUCAGCCCGACCGAGGGCCAUGUCUAAUCUGAGUUAGUGCUUUACCAUCACAAGGAGCCUUGUUGUUCCACAGUUAAAUGUCAUUCACAACCUCAUAACU
Sardina pilchardus (European sardine) is the source of this 3450-nucleotide messenger RNA. Its product is annotated as artemin. Gene Ontology annotation, biological process: peripheral nervous system development. Bases 6 to 533 code for a protein of 175 amino acids. The transcript is spliced from 2 exons. Lineage: Eukaryota; Metazoa; Chordata; Actinopteri; Clupeiformes; Clupeidae. Gene Ontology annotation, molecular function: glial cell-derived neurotrophic factor receptor binding; growth factor activity; receptor tyrosine kinase binding. The record is from RefSeq and is a predicted model, not a curated record.